Messenger RNA from Fusarium falciforme, 1038 nucleotides. RefSeq lists its product as hypothetical. Gene Ontology annotation, molecular function: oxidoreductase activity, acting on paired donors, with incorporation or reduction of molecular oxygen; iron ion binding; heme binding. The record is from RefSeq and is a predicted model, not a curated record. The transcript is spliced from 4 exons. Bases 1 to 1038 code for a protein of 345 amino acids. NCBI's taxonomy places the organism in Eukaryota, Fungi, Ascomycota, Sordariomycetes, Hypocreales, Nectriaceae.
AUGGCUUGCAUCAAGUAUACGGUGUUUCUAUGCCCUAUUGUUCGAAUUGGACCUCAGGAAGUUGAUGUUUCCGAAGUCGCCUCGGCCAAGGUCAUUCACCGAGUUGGUAGCGGCUUUCCCAAGAGCCGAUUCUACCAGAACGUAACAUCAGGGUCAACCAUAAACGUGUUCAGCACUACAGACCCCAACCAACACAAGGCCUUACGGCGACUCCUAUCAUCCCCACUCUCCGACGCAUCAUUGAAGUCAUUGGAACCGCUCAUCGAUAGCCGAAAAAACCAGUAUAUCCUGGAUCUGGAAGGGGUCGCUCUCUUCACCGGACUUCGUACCACGUUCCCAAGUCUUUUCUCUCUGUCAAUUUUCCUACCUUUGCCUCUCUUUCGACGAGCAGCUGCGGCAGGGCAGAGGAUGAGGCAGUAUGCCGAGCAGUCGAUUCAACGUUACCGAACAUCUCUAGCCGCGGAUCCCACCUUGGCCAAGUCAACUCUCUUCACCAAGCUCUUCGAUGCUGGUAAAGAAGGUCUAUCUGACGAACAGAUUCGAGCUGAGGCACUCGGUUACAUUGUAGCAGGAAGUGAUACCACGGCAAAUACGCUCACCUACCUCUUAUGGUCGGUAUGUGGACGCAAAGAGGUGAAGCAAGCACUUUUGAAGGAGCUGCAGGGAUUGCCUGAAGACUUCCAUGAUGAGCAUUUAAGGGCGCUUCCUUAUCUGCAGCAAGUCAUUGAAGAGACAUUGCGCUUGUACUCGGCUGCUCCUGCGGCUCUUCCGCGUGAAGUCCCUCAAGCAGGGGCUGACUUGGCUGGAUUCCAAAUUCCAGGAGGCGUCACAGUGACGACCCAAGCUUACUCCCUCCAUCGAGACCACGUUGUAUUCCCAGAACCUGAUAAGUUCGAUCCAACGCGUUGGGCCACGCCAACGCCCGAGAUGAAGCACGCCUUCAUGGCCUUUGGCGGGGGUAGCCGAGGUACGCCUGAUCUUAUGCCCCUUCUUGAUACCACUUGGGGGUCCAAUUUUGACUUGAAACAGUCUGUUUAG